Molecule: messenger RNA, 510 nt
Organism: Encephalitozoon intestinalis ATCC 50506
Lineage: Eukaryota; Fungi; Microsporidia; Unikaryonidae
Product: Microsomal signal peptidase subunit SPC25-like protein
Exons: 1
Coding region: 1-510 (169 amino acids)
Biological process (GO): protein targeting to ER
Cellular component (GO): membrane; signal peptidase complex
Source: RefSeq, a predicted model, not a curated record
AUGGAUAACUUAAAAGCCAAGUACAACAAAAACCCGCUCAGAGGAGACAUAUACAACCUAAGCGAGCUGAAGAUUAUUCUCGAUGAUGUCAUCCGAGACUUCAUGGAAAAUGUGGGGAAUUCCAAGCAGUCUAAGGUCUCUACAGACAUUAAAAUAGCAAUAGGGCUGAUUUCGACUGUCAUUGCCUCAGCAGUUGCAUAUUUUUCCUUGACAUCGGAGUUUGAGUAUCACAAACAAGUCAUAACUAUAUUAACUCUAAUCUAUUUCGUAAUCAACAUUCUUGGAGAAAUCUACUUUCGAUGGACAGGCUCUUCAAUGGUAUUCAAGGACCGGGUGGUUUCCACAAGUGUGAGUGCACCUGAUCCCACAUAUGUAAUAAUGGUCUACAACAAAAACAAGCUCAUUCCUAGUAAGUACACCAAAUCGAUGUUUGACCUCUUUGAUUCCAACGGAAGGCUUAUCCAUGAGGAGUUUCUCGACGAUCUUCAAGGUCUUUUGAAAAGUAAAUAG